GGCAGGUUCGCCAAGGCGGCCGCGGGCUCGGGCUCCCUGCCCGCUCCCCCCGGGCCGGCGGCGCGGGCCUGCCCGGCGCCCCGCCCCGCCCCGCGCGCCCUCCCCGCUGCGCAACUCGACCCAAGUUGGAAACCGAGCCCGGCGGCUGCACUCGCGCCGAGCGCACGGCGGUGGUGGUGGCGGCGGCGGCGGCGGCGCAGCACUGGCGAGCAAGGCAGGCGAGGCGGCGCCCGCACGGCCGAGCGUGGACCGCGGGGGGCGCCCGCGCCCGGGAGCAGCAGGAGGACUGGCGGCAGUGCCGGCGCCCAGUCUGGGAAAGUAAAGUUGGAGCAGGAGGCUGGGCGCGGGGGUCCGGAGGAGCUGCAGCCCGCGUCCCGGCGCUCCGAGCGCUAGCUGGCUGAAUGGGAGGCGGAGCGCUGGGACCACCGCCGCCUGCAGCCUGCGCCCGAGCCGGGCGCCGGGACCGUGGAGUCGCUCAGGCUCGCCAACUGGGGCGCCGCGUCGCCGUGGGCUCGUGGCCGGGACGCUCCCAGUGAGCGGGGCCGAGGGCGGGGCCGCGUGAGGACCCCGGGACCUGCCCCCCUUCCCCCCGCCACCGCGUCUCCGCUCGCUCCGGGCGCCUCCAGCUCUGCACUUACCCGCGCGGCAGCUGCGGGGAGCCCGGCAGCCACGCUCUCCGGCGCGCCGCCCGCCAGGCCACCACGGCCAAGGGCCGGCUGCGGGGCGCCGCUGUUCCUGACGGGCACACCCGAGGAGCAGGCGGCGAUGCGGGCGCCGACCCGGGCUGGGGGGUGCCCGAGCUGCCGCGGCUGCGCCCGGGCUCCUGGCUGGACCGCGUAGCUCGCGGGAGGACCAUGGCGUCCCCGGCGCUGGCGGCUGCGCUGGCGGUGGCGGCGGUGGAGGGCCCCAACGCGAGCGGCGCCAGCGACGGGGGCAGCGGUGGGGGCGUCAACGCCUCAGGGGCCACCUGGGGGCCGCCGCCCGGCCAGUAUUCCGCCGGGGCUGUGGCAGGGCUGGCGGCCGUGGUGGGCUUCCUCAUCGUCUUCACCGUGGUGGGCAACGUGCUGGUGGUAAUAGCCGUGCUGACCAGUCGGGCGCUACGUGCCCCACAGAACCUCUUCCUGGUGUCGCUGGCCUCGGCCGACAUCCUGGUGGCCACGCUGGUUAUGCCCUUCUCGCUAGCCAAUGAGCUUAUGGCCUACUGGUACUUUGGGCAGGUGUGGUGCGGCGUGUACCUGGCACUCGACGUGCUCUUCUGCACCUCCUCCAUCGUGCACCUGUGCGCCAUCAGCCUGGACCGCUACUGGUCGGUGACGCAGGCAGUCGAGUACAACCUGAAGCGCACGCCGCGCCGUGUCAAGGCCACAAUCGUGGCUGUGUGGCUCAUCUCGGCUGUCAUCUCCUUCCCACCGCUGGUUUCCUUCUACCGCCAGCCGGACGGCGCUGCCUACCCUCAGUGUGGCCUCAACGACGAGACCUGGUACAUCCUAUCCUCUUGCAUCGGCUCCUUCUUCGCGCCCUGCCUAAUCAUGGGCCUGGUCUAUGCGCGCAUUUAUCGAGUGGCCAAGCUGCGCACGCGCACACUCAGCGAGAAGCGCGCUCCCGCGGGCCCCGACGGCGCGUCUCCAACCACUGAGAACGGGCUGGGCACGGCGGCGGGCGAGAACGGGCACUGUGCACCCCCGCGCGCCGACGUGGAGCCGGACGAGAGCAGCGCAGCUGAGAGGCGGCGGCGCCGGGGCGCGCUGCGGAGGGGCGGACGGCGGCGCGCGGGCGCCGAGGCGGGCACGGGCAGCGCAGAUGUGCCCGGGCCCGGGGCCGCGCCGGCUGAUCCCGGCACCCUGGCAGCAGCCAGGUCCCCGGGGCCUGGCGGGCGCUUGUCCCGCGCCAGCUCGCGCUCCGUCGAGUUCUUCCUGUCGCGCCGGCGCCGGGCGCGCAGCAGCGUCUGCCGCCGCAAGGUGGCCCAGGCGCGGGAGAAGCGCUUCACCUUCGUGCUGGCCGUGGUCAUGGGCGUGUUCGUGCUCUGCUGGUUCCCUUUCUUCUUCAGCUACAGUCUGUACGGCAUCUGCCGCGAGGCCUGCCAGCUGCCAGACCCGCUCUUUAAGUUCUUCUUCUGGAUCGGCUACUGCAACAGCUCGCUCAACCCGGUCAUCUACACGGUCUUCAACCAGGACUUCCGGCGCUCCUUCAAGCACAUCCUCUUCCGACGCAGGAGAAGGGGCUUCCGACAGUGACCUGUGGUCAACUUGCCCUCAUUCCUGAUCGGUCUGGCGGGGUGUGGUGGCUUCUCCCCAGAGAACCAGGGAUGGACUGGCCUCCAGGGCACAGGGGAGAGAGGGUGCAGCAGGGCAGAAGCUGGACCGACAGCUGGGCCUCCGGGGAGUGAGAGGGAGAAAGGGGAGACCCUUUGCCUUCCCAUCUCAGCCAGGGGCUGCUUCUGGGGCUCGAGUUGGGGAUCCAGGUGCUGGAGCCUCGCCAGGGUCUGACUGUGAGGUGGGCGUUUACACAGCAGUAUGGGAUGCAACCCCCUACCCCAAAUGUGGGGAGAAGGAGUUCCUCCCAAACACACACCACCUGGUAUUCCCAGGGACCAAGGGCUGACUUCCCAAGACCUGGGUGACGGCUCUCUGGGGAGAAGGAGGAAGAGGGCACUGACCAUCUUUGAUUACUGAAAGUAUUUAAAGUAUGUUUGCCAAAAACAAACAGCCCAAACAGCCAAACUAUUUUCUAAAUAAACCUUUGUA
Sciurus carolinensis (gray squirrel) is the source of this 2744-nucleotide messenger RNA. It is a transcript of the gene Adra2c, whose product is annotated as adrenoceptor alpha 2C. Gene Ontology annotation, molecular function: alpha2-adrenergic receptor activity. Gene Ontology annotation, cellular component: membrane. Gene Ontology annotation, biological process: adenylate cyclase-activating adrenergic receptor signaling pathway; platelet activation; regulation of vasoconstriction. The transcript has a single exon. Bases 855 to 2234 code for a protein of 459 amino acids. NCBI's taxonomy places the organism in Eukaryota, Metazoa, Chordata, Mammalia, Rodentia, Sciuridae. The record is from RefSeq and is a predicted model, not a curated record.